CCAAGUCUACCAUCUAGCGGCGCAUGCAAUAUAUGCAGAUAUGUUGAAAUCUAGUACGCAUUUCCAUUCUGAUUCAAAUGCACGAACAAAUACACUGGUAUAGAAUACAAAAAUCCCACCACGUAUUAGAUGGCAUCGGUAUGCAUGUGUGCGUAUGCGUGUAUCUGUGAAUGAGCGUGAAAGAGACAACUACAAGUCGGUAUUUUGACGAAUAUGAUUUUUUUUUAAAUGUAAAUCCAGCGAACAAGUUUUGAAGUUGGAGUUUUCAUUCAAUUCUAUCAAAAUUCUGAAUUCAUACGUGUAAACAACAAGCAAUUUGAAGCAGGACCCCCAUUCUCAAAUCGAUAAAUUCGAUACAAAGUGUCCAUUUCGAAUAAUUUUACACUUGUGAGCCAAAUAAGAGGUGUAACUCCAAACAAUUGCGGCUUCUUCAGUCCAAUUUCCUGAAAAUUCGUGUCGAAACCGACACACACAAAAAAAAACAGACCAAAAACAAAAGAAUAAGGCGCGGUUACAGUAGACGUUAUUCAAUUGGUUCGAGACUUUAAAUUUCAUUGCAUUCGAAAUAAAUUGAUUAAUUAAGUACGAGCAGAAUGGAAGAGAUUAGUGAUCCCGAGAAAGUUCGCAUCGUAUCCGAUUUCAUAUUGCAUGCACCACCCGGUGAAUUUAACGAAGUAUUCAACGAUGUUCGAGAACUGCUGAAAAAUGAUGGUCUACUUAAAGAAGGUGCAAGCCAUGCAUUCGCACAAUACAAUAAAGAUCAAUUAACGCCGGUUCGAAUAGAAGGUUCCGAUCAUCAAACGAUUAUCACAGAAUUCAACGAUUUGGGUGGUAGCCGUUUUUACGAUCCACGAACGAAGCAAUCAUUUAAAUAUGAUCAUUUGCGAAAAGAGGCCAGUGAAUAUCAGUCGUACGAACCUGAUUCAUUGGCCGAACUAUGGCGAUCUGCUCUUGAUAUUGAGACAUUAGCAUAUACCGCCAAUCAUUAUCGGCAUGGUGUUUCGUCAGUAUUUGGUCGCUCACAAAAUGGCCAAAUUACUUUAAAUGUUUGCAUCGAGGAUCAUCAAUUUCAACCGAAAAACUUUUGGAACGGUCGAUGGAGAUCACAAUGGCAUUUUACAUUCACACCAGGCAGUGGCAGUGCAUGUGAACUGAAAGGUGUUCUAAAAGCACAGAUCCAUUACUAUGAAGACGGUAACGUACAAUUAGUGUCUGCAAAGGAAUGUCGCGAAUCAAUUAUUGUAACAAAUGAAGUGGCCACGGCUAAAGAGAUCAUUCGUAUAAUUGAAGAAGCAGAAAAUGAAUAUCAAUCGGCAAUAUCGGAAAACUAUCAAACCAUGUCAGAUACCACGUUUAAGGCGUUGCGAAGACAAUUACCGGUCACUCGAACGAAAAUAGACUGGAGCAAAAUUGUGUCAUAUAGCAUUGGAAAAGAGCUAAAAUCACAAUAAGAACAAUUUGAGCAAUUUUGAAUGAAAAAAAGAAGAAGAAAACAAAAUUAACAACAAACAAACGAACUGAAAAACAGAAACAGAUCAUUUGCAAUAAAAUAUGCCAAAUGAGCCAUUUUUUUCAGAAUCAAUUGAAUAAAUAAAUCGAUAAUUGAAAGGGAAAGGCUUUUUUGGUCAAAAUGUGAACUAAAUAAGAAAAUCGAAAAAAAGAAAAUUAUGCGAAAAUCACAAUAAAUUCCAAUGGAAGCCUUUUUCACUCAUAAUUACAUGCAUUAUACGAAACAUUAAUUAUUAUUCAAAUUGUAGAUAAGUGGCAAAAUAUGGCAUACGGAAAUCUAUUCCCAUUCAAAUCGAUUCCAAAAUUUUAAUUUAAUUGAAAAAAAAAUAAAUAAAAAAAACAACAAUAAUAAUUUAUUGCAAAAUGGCAAUGGAAAUAAAUGCGUUAUGUUCCUUAUAUCCCAUAAUAAAUCUAAUAUUCAAACAUUGUAAUUCAACGGAUUUGGGGAAUCUGUUUUCAGUUCACUUGCCACAAGAGUUCGAAUAAAUUAAAAAAGGUUGUUGAAUUCAGUCAUAAAAUCUGACUAGAAAAACUCCG
This is a messenger RNA of Contarinia nasturtii (swede midge), 2046 nucleotides long. RefSeq names its product F-actin-capping protein subunit alpha (gene cpa). Gene Ontology annotation, cellular component: F-actin capping protein complex; actin cortical patch. Bases 594 to 1451 code for a protein of 285 amino acids. The record is from RefSeq and is a predicted model, not a curated record. The transcript has 5 exons. Gene Ontology annotation, molecular function: actin filament binding. Lineage: Eukaryota; Metazoa; Arthropoda; Insecta; Diptera; Cecidomyiidae. Gene Ontology annotation, biological process: barbed-end actin filament capping; actin cytoskeleton organization.